This is a messenger RNA of Electrophorus electricus (electric eel), 4761 nucleotides long. It is a transcript of the gene pcdh10a, whose product is annotated as protocadherin 10a. The record is from RefSeq and is a predicted model, not a curated record. Gene Ontology annotation, biological process: homophilic cell-cell adhesion. NCBI's taxonomy places the organism in Eukaryota, Metazoa, Chordata, Actinopteri, Gymnotiformes, Gymnotidae. Gene Ontology annotation, molecular function: calcium ion binding. Gene Ontology annotation, cellular component: plasma membrane.
GACACAGACACGGACUGGCAGCGGGGGGAGACUUGUUAACGAUGCAUCGGAAGCUUAACGCAGCAGUAGCGACGCUACCGAGUCUUACCGGGACAGCAUCGACGUGAAGACAAGAGACAGAAGGCGUGAUCCGUUAUAAAACCUCGGUCCGGGUCGUUGGUGGGGUUUUUUUCUCUCUUUUUUUGCGCGUUCAACAACUUGAAACAUCCAACUAACAGACAGUCGUGCAGAGAGGAUGCGAGAGAGAGGGGGACGGAGAGGUGUCAUCUGUGUCUCGGGUUUCAUGUGAAGAUGGUCGGAACACAGGGGUGAAAUCUGCAUGUUUUUUUGUUUUUUUUUCCUUUGGAAGGGACCUGGUACUAAAGCCCGAAUUCCUUCGUACUCACGCGCUCCCGGUGCAGACAACCGGCUUGCGCGAUCGUGCGCUGCAUACUAAGCGCUGAGCCACGCCACUCUUCUCAAGUGCGUCAAGCCCUAAAUGCGCUCGUGACUGCGUUUAAACGCGUCUGCAAAUAAAGGUCCUGUUUCAAAUCCGGGACUGCAGCCUCGGUUCCCAGUUUUUGUAAACGGUAGGAAGUGAAAUUUUGGCACUGAACCAAAUGUUUGAUUUCAGAAUAAGACAAGCCACAUGACAUGCGAUCGUGGCGCGUGCGGGAUUUAGCGCGUUCCACUGACAACGUUUGCCUGGAAAGCAACUGUUUGACUUUAUUCCUGAAACAUGCAAAUCAGUGAUCAUUCUCAACCCUGCACGGCGAGACGCGUAGUGGGAACGCGAGGGGCGAGCUAAGGGCCUGCAAGUGGCGUGCCGGCUGGCCAAUCACAUGGCGCAUUGCUGCGAGACUGAGCCCCCCCAUUGGUCGCUGGUGGCGGGGAUCUGCGCAAAAGAAGGCACCCGCGCGCACUGGUUGUGCAGAAGUCGAUGAGGAGGCAGUGCUGGGCAUCUCGGCACCUCUGCUGCACGCGCUCAUACGGAGAGAGGUAACGGGAAGAUUUCAGCGGACGCCUAGAAAGUUCGGCUCCGGGAUUCUAUGCUUUGUCUGUGGGGAGUUCAUGACGGUGCUAACCGGACCCGGGGAUUUUUUUGUUUGUUUGUUUUUUUUUUCUGGGUCUUGUCACGGGUUUAACGGAUAUGUGCAUUUGACGGGCUUCGCGAUGUUUGGCUCUGGUGCACGGACUGUCGAAUCCCGGUGACUGCGAGAGUGCGGGAUCAAAUGGCCGGUUCUGCUCGCGCCUACGGCGACAUGGUCUCGGGUUCACAGCGCGCGCCAGCGGAGAUUUCUCGCCGUAGUGGGAAGUAGCAACGAGCGAUUUUUUCCGCGAACGGAUGCGAUGGGCAGCCCCUAGUCCGCGCGGAGAACGGACACGCGUCUAAGAGGGAGGGUGUGUGUGUGUGAGAGAGAGAGAGAGAGAGAGAGAGAGAGAGAGAGAGGGAGAGAGAGAGAGAGAGAGAGAGAGAGAGAGAGAGAGUGGAGGAUAACACCAGCUCACUUGUUGUUUGGACAUGAUCUUGCUAUUUGUCUUGUUCUCGGUUGUGGAUGGCGGGCUAUCGCAGCUGCACUACUCGGUACCGGAGGAACAGGAGCGCGGAGCGAUCGUGGGGAAUAUCGCCGAGGAUCUGGGGCUGGACAUAACCAAACUUUCCGCGCGCCGCUUUCAGACGGUGCCGAGUUCACGCACGCCGUAUCUGGAAGUGAACUUGGAGAACGGAGCGAUCGUGGUGAACGAACGCAUUGACCGAGAGGAGAUAUGCCGACAGACCGUGCCGUGUCUCCUUCAUCUCGAGGUGUUUUUAGAGAACCCGCUCGAGCUUUUCCGCGUGGAGAUAGAGGUGCUGGAUAUUAACGAUAAUCCGCCGAGUUUCCCAGAGACCGACAUCACCGUGGAAAUCACCGAGAGUGCUACGCCGGGUACCCGCUUCCCGGUGGAGAACGCAUUCGACCCAGACGUAGGCACCAAUGCCCUGAGCACGUACGCCAUCACGAACAACAAUUACUUUUACUUGGACGUACAGACACAGGGCGAUGGAAACAGGUUCGCAGAGCUCGUGCUGGAAAAACCGUUAGACCGCGAGCAGCAGGCUGUUCACAGGUACGUGCUCACCGCCGUCGAUGGAGGGCAACCGCAACGAACAGGUACCGCGCUCCUCGUGGUUAAGGUGCUGGACUCCAACGACAACGCACCGGUUUUCGAUCAGUCCGUGUAUUCCGUGAACCUGCGCGAGAACUCUCCAGUCGGCACGCUCGUGAUCCAGCUGAACGCCACGGAUAUGGACGAGGGCCAAAACGGAGAGAUUGUUUACUCGUUAAGCAGUCACAAUCCGCCGCGCAUUCGGGAUCUGUUUAACAUCGACUCGCGCACCGGACGGAUUGAAGUCACCGGAGAAGUGGAUUAUGAGGAGAGUGGCACGCAUCAGAUUUACGUCCAGGCGAAGGACCUGGGACCGAACGCAGUGCCCGCGCACUGCAAAGUUCUGGUCAAACUAAUCGACGUGAACGACAACACGCCGGACAUCACAUUCAGCACCGUUACUGAGUCGGUGAGCGAAAGCGCAGCCUCGGGCACGGUGAUCGCCAUGCUGAGCGUCUCUGACCGGGACUCCGGCGAGAACGCGCAAAUGACCUGUGAGCUGCGCGGCGACGUGCCGUUCAAACUCAAAUCGUCCUUCAAGAACUAUUACACCAUCGUGACGGACGGUCCGCUAGACCGCGAGAGCGCCGAGUCUUACACGCUCACGGUGGUGGCGACGGAUAAAGGGGCGCCGUCCCUCACCGCGAGCAAGUCCAUCAAAGUGCACGUGUCGGACGAGAAUGACAACGCACCCCGCUUCACGCAGGCGAUUUAUGACGUGUACGUAACGGAGAACAACGUGCCGGGCGCGUACAUCUACGCCGUGAGCGCCUCGGAUCCGGACGUCGGACUAAACGCUUAUGUGACUUACUCCAUAUUGGAGCGCGAGAUCCAGGGCAUGUCCGUUCUGACUUACGUCUCGAUCAACUCCGAGAACGGAUAUCUUUACGCGCUGCGCUCGUUCGACUACGAGCAGGUCAAAGAGUUUACGUUUAUGGUUCAAGCGAAAGACUCCGGGACGCCCGAGCUGAUAACGAACGCCACCGUUAACGUCAUCAUAGUGGACCAGAACGACAACGCGCCGAACGUGAUCGCCCCGCUGGGCAAAAACGGUACCGCGAGAGAACACUUACCCCGCUCGGCGGAGCCCGGAUACCUGGUAACGCGCAUCGUCGCCACAGACGCGGACGACGGAGAGAACGCGCGGCUCUCGUAUAGCAUCCUCCGGGGGAACGAGCUCGGCGUGUUCCGUAUGGACUGGAGGACCGGCGAGCUGCGCACCGCGCGCCGCGUGUCCAAAAAACGGGACCCGCCACACCCUUACGACCUGUUGAUCGAAGUGCGAGACCAUGGACAGCCUCCCUUGUCGUCCUCCGCAAGCGUCAACGUCGCGCUCGUGGACAGCGUGGUGGAGGGGCGUGGCGGGGAGCGGGGUUCGGUGAAGUCCAAAGAGGGCUCGCUGGACCUCACGCUCAUCCUCAUCAUCGCGCUCGGCUCCGUGUCCUUCAUCUUCCUCCUGGCGAUGAUCGUGCUGGCCGUGCGUUGCCAGAAAGACAAAAAGAUAAACAUCUACACGUGCCUGGCGGGAGACUGCUGUCCCUGCUGCGGCCCGUGCUGCAGUCGCGGGGCGCGCGGGCGGAAAAAGAAGCUGAGCAAGUCAGAUAUCAUGCUCGUGCAGAGCACGAACGUGGCCAGCACGGCGCAGGUACCAGUGGAGGAGUCGGGGACUUUUGGCUCACGCCACCAGAACCAGAACUACUGCUACCAGGUGUGCCUCACGCCCGAGUCCGCCAAGACCGACCUGAUGUUCCUCAAGCCGUGCAGUCCUUCGCGGAGCACGGACGCCGAGCACAGCACGUGCGGGGCUAUCGUCGCCGGUUACGCCGACCAGCAGCCGGAUAUCAUAUCCAACGGGAGCAUCUUAUCCAGCGAGACCAAACACCAGAGGGCAGAACUCGGUUACCUGGAUAGACCCCGUCGUGUUAACAGCUCAGCGUUCCAGGAGGCGGAUCUCGUCAGCUCUAAAGACAGUGGUCAUGGAGACAGUGAGCAAGGAGACAGCGACCACGACGCCACAAACCGGGGCCACACUGCCGGAGCUGACCUCUUCUCUAACUGCACGGAGGAGUGUAAGGCUCUCGGUCACUCUGACCGCUGUUGGAUGCCUUCAUUCGUGCCCGGCGACGGUCGCCAAGGCGCAGAUUAUCGCAGCAACCUGCACGUGCCUGGGAUGGAUGCGGUGCCGGACAGUGAGCACGUAACAGGAUUUCCUAGCACAUUCCAGCUGGACAUGUCGGAGACGUCGUGAUCAGAGACGUUGUGAUCUUUGCACAGUAAAGCAAGUGGCCAAAAGCAUCCUGGACAUUUGUUUUCUUCUUUCUUUCGUUCUUUUCUCUCUCCUCCGUUGUCGUGGGUUUUACGCCACACUGUUGCUCCAUGGCAGAUGCAGCAGGUCCCGCGGGAGAUAAGCUGCCUUUAGGACCCAGAGGAGACCCUUCAGGACCGACAGAGGAACCAGCAAGACACUCAAGGAGAGGGAGAAUUCGAGGAGUUGAGCGCGAAGGGUUAAAUGGAACAAAAGACACCAAUGGGGGACGGUUUCUGAGACACGGACAUAUGUCUCUGUUUCUCUCUCCCUCCAUCUCUCUCCCUCCAUCUCUCUCUCCUUCCAUCUCUCUCUCCUUCCAUCUCUCU